This is a messenger RNA of Alternaria ventricosa, 444 nucleotides long. RefSeq lists its product as uncharacterized. The transcript has 2 exons. NCBI's taxonomy places the organism in Eukaryota, Fungi, Ascomycota, Dothideomycetes, Pleosporales, Pleosporaceae. Bases 1 to 444 code for a protein of 147 amino acids. The record is from RefSeq and is a predicted model, not a curated record.
AUGUCCAAUCCACCUCAGUACGGACCUACCGCCCUACCUCAAGGUGCAAACGACGGCGGUGACGGGUCCUCCCUUGACAAGGCUACAUGGGUUGCUGGCAGCGACAAGAACGCCAGGAGCUUCAUUAUACUCCAAGGCAAAGACUAUGUACGCUGCAACAUGGGCGAUGCUCUCCAGUUCUAUGACUCGGGCUACCGUGUAUUCGACCCACCUACUGGUCGCCGAGUCAAGUUCCAGUACAACCAACCUGGUCGUCCCAAGUUCGGCGCUUUUGCUCACCAGUACUGGGAAAUCCAGAUGGAGGAACAUGCUUCUCUUGUGAGGGGUGAUCGCUUGCCUGGAGAGGAUCUGGGUGAAGAUGCCGAAGAGGAGUAUGAGUUCGCAGGAGAUGCUGUCUUCGACCGUGCCGAACAGCCUCCUUCGACUCCCUCGAGGAGUAAGUAG